GCCCGCCUCUGUCUCUUGCCUCAAACACUGUUUUCGAUCCUGCUCUCAGCAAUCGCCCAAAUGACCAUCGCCCAGUCCCUCCUCUUCUUGCUCGCCGCCAGCUCCAUGAGCGCUGUGUCGGUCGAUGCCUUCUGCGGCUCGCAUCCCCAGGACGCCGCUGCCGCCAUGCUUGCCAACCAGCGCACUCAAAGAUACAUUGAGCAGAACUCGCUCCCCAAGAUCUUUGCUGCCACCGGCAACGUCAACAUCGAUGUCUACUGGCAUCUGGGCUCCAACGCCACUGCCACCUCCAACAUCAGCAACAACGACAUCCAGGUCGCCAUGAACUACAUGUCGGCCAUCUACGCCAAGUUUACCACAUUCCAGUUCACCGUCAAGGGCGUCGACACUUUCAACAAUGUCUCGUGGUUCAAUCCUCAUGUUUCGACCACAAACGAGGAAGAGUAUCUCCUUGGCGAGAUGAAGGCGGCCCUCCGAAAGGGUGGUGCAAGCACUCUGAACAUUUACACCGUUAGCGAGAUUGCUCUUCCUGGAGCAAGCGACACCAACUUCCUUGGCCUUGCUGCCUUCCCCAGUGACUAUGCUGCCCACCCUGGUCAGGACGGUGUCAUCAUGCGCGCCAGCGAAGUCAACAAGAUCAACUCGACAACGCUGGCCCACGAAGUUGGACACUGGCUGGGACUGUACCAUACUUUCCAGGGUGGCUGCUCUGAGCCUGGAGACUACGUCAGUGACACUCCCCAACAGGCUGCUGCCACCGACUCCAGCCUCUGCCCUCUCAACCAAGACACUUGCCCUCUUGACCCUGGACUGGACCCCGUCCGCAACUUCAUGGACUACUCGAUGGAUUCGUGCCAGAACAACUUCACUCCCGGUCAAAUCCAGCGCAUGCAGGCUCAGUGGAACCUCUUCCGUGCCGACAACCGAACUCAGACCCAGCCUUCCAGCACCCCUACUCCUCGCAAGUCCGGUGCUGCCGCCACCACUGUCUCGGCCCUCUUGAUCGGCACCGCCAUCCUCGGCGCCCUCCAGUUCCUUGCUCUCUAGACGCCUCACCUCACUAUUCGCAACUUCUAUGAUCUCUUGCAAGCCAAUUGUACUUCACCAAUUGUACUUCGCCAAUUGCACUUCGCCAACCCAAGCCGAGCUUCAGCAAUAAUUUAUGGUCGUAUUUCUUCUCAGCAUAGCAUCGGUCCGUGCUAUAUAGUAUGCUUGUAACGAAACGAGACAGUGCACCUUUGGUUUCUUCACAUUCGCUGCCUGUUGUUUGGGGGAGCACAGUCUUGAAUACAUCUGGUCAAUCUCCUUUGGUGAUCCA
Polychytrium aggregatum is the source of this 1318-nucleotide messenger RNA. RefSeq names its product metalloprotease 1. The transcript is spliced from 6 exons. Bases 61 to 1047 code for a protein of 328 amino acids. The record is from RefSeq and is a predicted model, not a curated record. Gene Ontology annotation, molecular function: metallopeptidase activity. NCBI's taxonomy places the organism in Eukaryota, Fungi, Chytridiomycota, Chytridiomycetes, Polychytriales.